Hemibagrus wyckioides is the source of this 8982-nucleotide messenger RNA. RefSeq names its product neurite extension and migration factor b (gene nexmifb). The record is from RefSeq and is a predicted model, not a curated record. Lineage: Eukaryota; Metazoa; Chordata; Actinopteri; Siluriformes; Bagridae. Gene Ontology annotation, biological process: negative regulation of neuron migration; negative regulation of cell-matrix adhesion; negative regulation of cell-cell adhesion mediated by cadherin. The coding region runs from base 451 to 4554 and encodes 1367 amino acids. Gene Ontology annotation, cellular component: nucleus. The transcript is spliced from 3 exons.
GGAGAGGAGAGGUCCAGCUGCAGAGAGAGAGAGAGAGAGAAAGAGAGAGAGAGAGACGACUUGAUACGACAAUGGAAGCAGCCUCGAGCACCCGGUAGAAGACGACGAGAAGGCGAGGAGAAAACGAAAAGCACGCACGAGGAAGGCUUGUAAAAACGAGGGAUUUAAGACUCGGCUCGCGCGCCUAACGCGGACUUCUGUUCUAAAAUGGAGCAGUGAGAUUUUGGGGGGGGAACGAGGCUCUGUCUCCAUCACUGAGAGGCGCGUCCACCUGCUACGAGCCGAGGCCCGGAAAAAGAGAAGAAAACAUGGAGAAGUGGUUGCGCUGAAGGGGGGAAAACGUUUAUCCGACCGGCCCGAGCUUUGAUUUUAUGUGAAGUGAAGCGACAUCUCAGUCAGAGGUGGGACAGUGGAGAUGAUGCACAAGCGGAGUGACGCCCUCUCUCAUUGAUGGAUGUCCUAAAGGAGACCGGUCUCCUUGUGCCGGCUUUGAAUUCAGUGCAGACCAAUGCAUUGGACCAGACUGGAUCAUGUGAGCUGAGAGGUAAUCUAAAGCUGUAUGCUGCUGCAGAUAACACCUUUCCCCUAUCCUCCUCGGUUGCUGUAUUGAGUGCCCAAAGAGGUGGUUCUGACGGCCACAGAGUAGCACUGGCAUUAAGAGAAUACUGCAUCACUAGCCCACCCUCACCACAGACUCUAACUGAGGCUCCAGAGCAGCCCACUGAUGAAUCCAGCAGCUGUGCCAUAUCCCUCACAGCUUGCGUUACCAAGGAUGUAAAUCCCUGGUCCCUGUCAGAGGAAAGUAAUAAACCACCCCUCACCAUGAUGGAGCCAAUGGGCAUAUCUGGGAUGACAGAGGACUGCCUAAUCCAGCAAAGCCGCACUUGCCUGGGCUGUAUCAUUGAGACCAAGGAUGCACUGGAUAAUGAGCCCAUUAUCAACCUGAAAAUGACGGACAUGAACCGUGAGUAUGAUGGUUGCUCCAUCUCCAACAUGCAGUGUAUGGGCCUCAGUGAAACAGGCAAUUGCUCUGAGCAGCUUCUGGCUGACCAGCUUUUGAGCUUUCCAAUGCCCAAAUCACAGAUGGAGGAGAAAAAGAAUUUAGAUAAAACAGAAAAUGACCCAGAUCAGACAUCCAGAAACAUGUAUGAAGGUCUUUUGCUGGACAAAUGCAAUGGAGAGGAUGGUCUGCUCCCCAGUUCAAACCAGGACUGGGGCUACAUCGAGUCCUUUAUCAGUGAGAGCAAAAUGGAAUUACUGGACCUAUGUUCAAAAAAUGAGCUCUCAGUAAACCUUUUCUCAGAGGAGGAUGUGGAUAACUAUAUGUUUGACGAUGAUGAUGAUUCUGCCCUGAGCAGUGACAUGUGCUCGUUGAAAAUCCGCUACGAGUCUUUCCAGGACAACAUGAGGGAAAAGACAAAUGUCCUGCAGGAGGAAACACAGUUUAACUUCUUUCCCAGUGUUCUGGUAAACUCUACGAAAAGUGUGGAUAGUGUGGUAAAGAAGAGUGCAGAUGACCUCUUACCAAAACCUGAUGACCUUGCACUCGAGAAUGAACAUAAAGAAAAUGACAGUGAAAGCUCCUUAGAGCGGGCAUCUGAUUACAGUCCAAAAAUGAACUACUUUAUCGAUUCUAGCAACUCAACUGAAGACUCAGAAGACUAUAGCGAUGACAGCUCUAGCACAGGGUCCUCCAUUGACACUUUUCAUGAAAGCAAAGAGAGAAAUUUAUUUUUACGAAAGAAUGUUUGCUCUUCCAACCCACUAAACUAUGGAUUAAGAGCAAAAAGAAAAGUCAGGUACAGUGAUGACUACCUUUAUGAUGUUGACUCCAUUGAAAGUGAAAAAAACAAUGAAAAGCGUGAACAGACACCUUCUGGUCCGAGACAGGAAGAGGAUGAUGACUGGUGCCCUAAAAAGAGAAGAAAAUCUUCUCGCAAAGAGCCACCGGUGAUAGUCAAAUAUAUUAUUGUCAACAGGUUCAAAGGGGAAAAACACAUGUGUGUAAAGCUGUGCAAAACUGAUCCAACAGUCACGACUAUAAGUUUAAAUGAGAAUGCAAUUAGUGAAUAUGAAAAAUUGGCUCCUCUGAAGGAUUUUUGGCAGAAGAAACAGAGGGAGCAUGAAGAACAGCUUAGACUGCAUGCAGGAGAUCAACACUAUUUACAUCUUAAUGGCCGGAAUCGACCAUUUAGUUCUAGUCCUCCUAAAAGGAAACAUAAACUAGCAAACAGACUUAGGUUUCAGAGGAUUCGAGCUGUGCUUCAAUCACCUCACAAGCAGGUCUCUUACUCUGAUCUGAGGCUGGAAUCUGGCUCUAAAGAAGAGACAGCUCCCACAGCAAGACCAUUAACAAUAUCAGACCCCAGUUGUUCGAGUACAUUAGACCCAAAUGACAUCAUACACACUGUUACCCCAAAGAGCAGAUCACAAGAGAGGGAGGAGAGGAGAAUAGGGAAUAAAAUGGGCAGAAUCCGGAAAUUCAAAAGUGAAGCAAGACUCAGAAGUGAGAAAAUGAAGAAAUUUGAAGAGAACAGUGAAAGCAAGACAAACAAGACUGAAGCAUGUGCUGAGACAGAAAAUAAGGACACUGCAGGGGGUGGGAACGAAACAGAGAUCACCUCAGCUGCACACAGUCCUCAGAGUCAAACAGCUGAGACUGCUGAAAAAAUAGUUUUCAUGUCUAGCACCUGCUCGUAUAACAAAGCUACAUCAUCUGAUGAUGUGGCCACAGGUAUGUCUGUUAUCCCUGGGGGCUAUCUGCAGACAUUGCUGGAAGCCUCUGAAUCCUUAGGUGGCUCUAGCGGCUCUUUUUUCCCUCAGCAGAACAACAAUCCCAGGCAACAAUCUCUGGGUAUCUCUUUGGAAGAGCAGCAGUUUGCUUCUCUUCAGCUGGCCCAAAGCUGUGUACUGUCCCCACCCUCUGAAUCAGAGCUCCAACAGUCUCCUCAGAACUGCCCCAGUCUCUCUCAAAUGUGGCACACCCAGCUUGAUCCAAAUCAGCAGUUCACUACAGAUAUCCCUGAGACAACGGUCUUGCCCAGCAGCUUCCCUACUACCAUGUCUUUGCCAAUCUCAGAGAACCUUGCAGUUCCAGGGUACAGUCAGAUGGAGCUGGAUACCAACAGAAUACUUUAUGAAAAAAAUUACAUGCCUGAGCAGACACUGCCACCUGAUUCAGAUUUCCAAGCAUGUCAAGUUCCCAAUGUGGAAGGCCAGCUACAGUUUCAGAGAGGGACACUGCACAGUGACAAUGGAAGGCUCAUAAGUUUCGACUCAGUUGGCUCGUUGUCAGCUACUUCCAGCAAUUACAGCUCUCUAAGUAUCAAAUCAUGUGAGAAAGAUGGUGAGAAUGAUGUGAAUGAGAACUUUCUGGCCCACUGCAGUCCCAAACUGGUGAUUCAGCAGAGCAUUGAUGCAAUCACACCACUGAGGGAGUCAACAGACUUGCUAGAUAUCUCCAAUUUCACUCCAGAUAAAUUCAGACAUGCAUCACUGUCAGAGCUCUCACCUCCUGAGACACCCAACUUGUCCCCGCAGGUCACAUGGCGAGAGCUGAAGAUAUUGGGAAAUCCCAAGGUUCUACAGAAUGGGUCUGAGCUGACAUUGGAGGGUGCUCAAGAGGUAAAAUGGAAUUGCAGUAUGAUAGAACACCAGGAACACCUGGGUGGAUUUGCAGUAGAUAAUCACCAGUAUCAGUUGAACAGCUCUAAUAAUGACAACCAUAUAAACUUGGAAAAGAAGUCUAUGAACGAAACUGACUUUGAUGAGCAAGGUGCUGACCUGACCAGUGGGAAAAAAGGCUCAAAGAGGAAAAGCAGCAACAAGCAAACUUCAGGACAAAGUGCUAAAAAAAGCAAAGCAACCAAACCAAAAGCCGCAAAGGGAGAGAAGGUCAAGACCCCACGACAGAAUUCAAGAGCAUCCAAAAAGCUUAAAGCCUUAUUGGAUGAAAAGGCUAAAGGCCAGCUCGGGGACUCAAAGUGUAUGACACACCAGCUGACAGAUAGCAGCUCUGAGGACUGGACAGGAAUAGGCUGGUCAGAGACCAACAGCUACACGGAUGACCAGCGAGAGUUUGAAGAGCCAUCCAACAUCCUUUCUAACAUAGUAUCAGGAAUGGCUGAAGUGCAGCGUUUCAUGAUGACCUCAAUUGAGCCUAUAUGGGGCCCUGCAACAGACAUCUGUUUACCCUCAGAGGCAAAUAGUCUAAAGUUAAAAACUCUCAAAAUCCUGGCAGGUACCUCAUCUGAGCCCAAGAAAAAAGGUGCUGUGUCUGCUGAAGGUGCAAAAGGCAAAAAAGGAGGGGGCAAAUGUGGCAAAAAUCAAGCUAAGUUCAAUGCCUCUCAUCCCCUUUUCCCCCAAUUGGCUCUGGGCUGUAACAUGUUUGAUAAGUCUAAUCUUGGGGUACCAGGCAUAAAUGGACCUGCACACAAAAAAAUGUACCGUCACAAAACCAGCGCAAAAUUUCCUCGGAUCGAAAACCUUAAAGGCAAGCGGCCCGACCCAAAUAAGGACAUAGCAUUGAUGACCUCAUUUGAAAAACUGAGGUAAUAUUUUGUAACUAGCUGCUGAUGCACGUUUCUCACUUUCCCCCACUUCCUGCUCAGCCCUUAAUCCCUGGCAUACCUGCACUGACUCUAAGCCAGAGAUGCAUGGAAAUUACCCUUGACCCACCCUCCUUAUUUUGGCCCUCUGAAGAAGAUAUAGAUAUCUUGCAUGAGAAACUACAUGUACUUACAAACUACCUAUUGAGUGAUUGUGCAAGGCUUGAUUGAGAUUUUAACCUACCAUGGCUGCAUUUUCAUUAUGCUUUUGCAAUUUUUCCUUGUAGUUGUUUUGGUUCUUUUUGUCUGAAGAUAAAAAAAAAAAAAAAAAAAAAAACUUCAUAAAUGCAGUGUGUCUUCUUGGGAGCCAUUUUUAAAAGUUAAAUUUGCUACCCUAAACGUGUGUUAUUAUACUUCUUUGUUUGAAACGUAGCUAUUUGGAGAAAAAUGAUGUUGUGUAAAGUAAGCUCCCCGAUUUGAUUUUGUAUGCAAAACAGGAUGACCUCGUCUUGCGCUCUCCCACAUACUGCCUGACUUUUUCCAAUUCUAAAUGCUCAUCCUGCUCUCUUGGAUAAGCAACAUCCUUUGUAGGCCCUAAAAACAUCGAUAGCACAUAUUGGGACCAUUUUGUAUCAAAGACAUAUCAGAUUUACAUUUUGUCCUAUUUUUUCUUACUGAUGGCAUGGAAUUAUAAUUUUAUUCUUAUGCUUUUACUAUGCUUUUACAGGAGUAUUACUGGAACUUAUCUUAGAGGGACAUUUCUAAGCCAUGGAAACUCACUUUUUUUGGUGUCCCUGUACAGAAAUGCACUAUUUAAUGACAAACAUGAAUUCUAAAGAUCAAUGUGCCAAAUGUAAACUCUGUGCAAAUUUAUUAUCGAUAUAAAUACUGGCUGUUGAAUUUACUACUCAUAAGAAUUUUGGCCGUACCCUUUCAAGACUGUGAGAGUUAACAUUCCAGAUUUUUUCCAUUUUCCUUUUGGGAUCCUAUAUUGUGAAGAGCACCUGCAGCUGACAGUGGUACAUAGCCACUCACAUAACCAAAACAACAAGACUGAACUGUCGACUUUUUUCCACUGACUUGCCAAAAUCAAUUUACCUCAGCAUUAUGUGGCUUUGACAAACAAGGAAUGAUGAAAAGCACAGAAGAUAUGGACACUGUCCCAUCUGCGUAAUCAAGGACACCAUACUGACAUUAAAGGGUGAGCACGGUAAUGAUUAUGUGAUUCUUUUCACUGAAGUUCUUGGGAAUGCCAGUUUCAGGUUAUUUUAAAUGAGUGCUAAAAUUAAAUGGAAUACUUUUGGAGAAAUUUACAUAUUUUCUACAUGCCUCCAAUGAAGGUUCAGGAAAGAUGAAAGUGUACAAAAAUCUCAAAUGUAACUGAAUGAUUAAAAUAUUUGCUAUUUAGAGUUCAUUUCAGGAACUACAUGGCUAACAAACACUUAAUGGAAGAUUAUGACCACUAAUUUAUGAAGGUCCAGAAGGCCAUCCAUUAUUUAUUUCGCCCCAGUAUUCUCAAGACUUAUUCUUCACAUAUUAUUGAGGUAGGAAAUUGUUUUAUCAAGACAGUAAUCUGGUCAGUUAGACAGAGAUAUAUACACUUUUAAGAAAUGCAAAUUAUUAAGCUUAAGUGUAGCACAGUGGGUAGCGUUGCUGUCUUUCAGCCCCAAGGUCCCGGGUUUGUGUCUGAGCUCACGUCAUUGUCUGUUUGGAGCUUUGUUUAGGUUUUACGGUUUCCUUCUACUCCUUCAAAAAAUGUGCAGGUAGGCAGAUUGGUGACACUAAAUUGCCCCAGGGUUUGAAUGUGCAUGAAUGACACCCUGCAUCUUGUUGUUAUUUUCUAACAGUUGUGGGAGCUUUGCACAUUAACAGAGUUUGACACAGCAUACUGUUUCGUAGCCAGUUAACUGACACAGCUUGAAGGAAUAUGCAGAAAGCUAGAAGCGACUUGGUUAAAAAUAUAGAUUUAACUUUAGUACAUACUUAUUUCGUUACAUAGCAAUUGGUGUCUGAGGACUUGGGUUUGCCUUUAUUGGUUGAUAAUAAUUGGUGAUCAUAAACUUCUACUACUUGUUACCAUUAUCCAUCCAUCCAUUUUCUAUACCCACACAUUGGGCGAAAGGCAGGGGUACACCCUAGACAGGUCACCAGUCCAUCACAAGGCCACAUAUAGACAGACAACCACACACACUCACUCUAUGGGCAAUUUAGAAUUACCAGUCAACCUAAUGUACAUGUUUUUGGACCAUGGGAGUACCCAGAGUAAACCCGCACAGGCACGGGGAGAACAUGCAAACUCCACACAGAAAGGCCCCUGCCUGUUCGAACCUGGUAUUUGAACCCAGGACCCUCUUACUGUGAGGCAACACCACCAAGCCACUGUGCUGCCCUACAUUAGCAUUAUUUCAGUGAAAAACAAAGUCCAGUUGCAUCUGAAGUAGGUAAGGCAUUUAGGGUCCACAAAUUUGAAAAGUACUGUAUGUGAAUCCAAUUUUCCCUAUUUUGCAUAUCACAUAUCUGGUGUACCACUAACACUGGUGGAAUAAUGUCAACAUCCAGCAAUUAAAUGAUCAUUAUCAUCCGUGUGUUAUUUACAUAUACACAUAUGCACAACUUGUUACUGCCUGCAUUUUGUACAUCUGAAUGGAAUUAUUGUUUACUAGAUGUUGGCAUUUUUUCUGCAGUUUCAUCUGUGAAGUUUUCACUCAUAAAUGCUUACUAUUCAAAUCUCUUGUGUAUUGACUAACUAAGUCAAGAACCAGGACCUGUUGCUACAUGCUUACAGAUAUAUUAACUAAUAUCAAGUUAGGGAGAGCACGGAAAUUAAACAUUGACCUUGAAUUAUCCAUUUACACCCAUCAGCCAACACCUGUACACCUACCCAUUCCUGCAGUUAUCCAAUCAACCAAUCAGGUUGCAGCAGCACAAUGCAUAAACUCAUACAGAUUUUUCUCCAUACAGGUUAAAAGCUUCAACUAAUGUUCACAUAUUCACAAAAUCAAAGACGGUUUCUCAAAUGAUUAGUCUGUCUGGCCCCAAAAAACUAUGGUCAAAGUCAGAUCAUUGAUUUUCCCCAAUUCUGAUAUAAGAUAUUUAAGAAUAUUAACUGAAGCUCUUGAUGAGUGUCAUGAUUUUAAAGCCUUGCACUGCUGCCACAUGAUUGGAUAGCUGCAUGAAUACAGGUGUUUCUAUUAAAAUGGCUGGUAUGUGCAUGACAUUGUAUUUAUCCACAUUUGAUUUAAAAAAGCGAUAUUCUAGAAAAUAUUUAGAGGGACAGGGGACAUGGAAAAUGCCUUAAUGCCUAAAAAGUAUGCUCGUUCAUUACUGCAACAUUUCAACAUAACAUUUUUGCUCAGUUUUGCUCUGUGUCCUUUUGCCUCUCUACAUUCUGUCUAGCAUGCCAUAAUUAAGGACCAGGACAUGCUGGUGAUGGAAAAAAACUGCACAUGGGCUGUCAUGCCCUCUUGCCUGCCUUCUUUCAUUUCUGCCUAUUUUCAAUUGAAUGUACUUCUUUGAGAUUUGUACAGUGUGCCACUGUUGAGCUGCCUCUUCUUACUGGUGCUAAGAAAGCAAAUGUUCAUCUCCCUGAUAUGACUAUAUCUAAAUAUAUAUAGUUAUAAACAAGAGAAAACCCUAAUCCUCUCUUUAUGAAUGUAUAAUAUAUGGUUAUGUUUGAUGUAUCCACACCAUAAUUAUUUGACGUUAAUUGGAUUACUUUUUGACUGAAAAGAUUAUUGAGCUUUAUAAGUAUUGUCUAGAGUUGAUAUUAGAGGGAUUCUUAACAAACUCUUGACAUAACAAAAAAUACUGUAUAUUUUUCUCCGUGCCAAUUUGUAACAUAUUUUCUAAGUGUAUAUUUUUCUUAGAAAGUGCUGUGAAGUAUUAGUAUGUGUGAGUAACCUUUUUUGUGCCUAUGCAGGCAGUGAAAAGGAUGGAUAAUAAAAAGGUUUCUGGUUUUAAAAACCAAAAUAUCAAGUAACCUAAAAAAAAAAAAAAAUUAUCGACAUUUUUGUUGGGAGUUUUGUAUGACGAAAUUGACCUUGUUGUGGGAGUAUUGUGUUAUUGUGAAAAACACAAAUACAAAAUCGAAGAAAAAUGAAGACAAAAAUCUAAUUUGUGAACUAUUUGCUGUUUUAUAGAUUUUUUCAUGUAAAUUAUUCUAGUAUUUUUUGGUUUAUGUUGUAACUGUUGCAAAAGUUUUAAAUAUUUGUGAACCCGCCUGUAUGGUGACAAUGUAAUAUUGGUAACUUGCUGAGUUUUUGUAAUAAUGUUUAUGGAGUAAAUAUACAAAUUAAAAUGAGAUUUUGAAUGCUGCUUUUGGAAAUUGUCAACAUUUUUCCUGUCACUAUUUUUUUUUUAAACUGCCCAAAUCUUCUUAGUUGCUUGACUUGUAUAUGUGAACCAUGGCACUUCACAUGCUGUUCUUAAUCAUGGG